Molecule: messenger RNA, 1263 nt
Organism: Plodia interpunctella (Indianmeal moth)
Lineage: Eukaryota; Metazoa; Arthropoda; Insecta; Lepidoptera; Pyralidae
Product: carbonic anhydrase 2-like
Exons: 7
Coding region: 112-1128 (338 amino acids)
Molecular function (GO): carbonate dehydratase activity; zinc ion binding
Source: RefSeq, a predicted model, not a curated record
AAUAAAAGAAAAGAUAUGUAUUUUUAGCUGUACGCAUGACAUAAUACGUGAUGUGACAAAUAAUUUACAAACACUAAAAUUACAGUUUCAUUUUCUGGUAGAAUUUAAAUUAUGCAGUUAGCCGUAGCCGCUCAAACAGAGGAUGAGGAAGCGCCGCCACCCAAGAAAGAAGAGAAAAUUAUACCCCAAUUUGGAACGAUAGAAUGGAUUAACUAUAUCAGUGAAUUCGAUGGACAUCUACCGUCGCCUAUCGACGUGUCAAUCACAGGGUCCAUGGCGUAUAGGUGUCCAGAACUAAAGUGGUACAAUUUUGAUGUCUACCCUCAUAAAGUCAAAUUAACCAACACUGGAUACACUUUGCUACUCGGUGCAAAAUGGAGAACGGAACGGCCGUAUCUGGAAGGAGGACCGUUUCUUGAGAAACAUGUGCUGUCACAAAUACACUUCCAUUGGGGAUCUGACCUGAUGGAGGGCAGUGAACACACUGUCGACAAACGAACAUACCCUGGGGAAAUGCAGGUGACGUUCUUCAGAGCAGAGUACAUGACACAAGAGGAGGCUUUCAAACAUCACGAUGGGGUUGUGAUGGUCUGCUACUUGAUAAAGUAUGGUGUUGAAGACGACGACCGGCUCAACUGGUUGAUCGAGGGUUUCCCGCGAAUCAGAGAGGCGCAGACAUGCACACGCGUUGGACCUUAUCCCAUGUGUCGACUACUUCCAAUGUUCUUCGAAGAUUACUUCUUGUACUGGGGCACUUUGGAAACCGCAAGGGGAGAUAAACAUGUGCUUAGGUGGCUUGUUCCUAGAAUCACCCUGUUUGCUAGUUUUCAACAGAUGAAAGAAUUUCGUAAGUUCUGGGAUCCCUGGGACGAACCGAAUUUAAGGAACUUUAGGCCUUUGCAAGAGCGUGGCGAGCGACAUGUCCUUUUUAUCAAUGCCCAUUGGAACCAAUAUAACUCGUUGUUACCAAUACCAAGAAUACCUGAGCCUUCUAUAUCAGUACUUUCGCCUGCUUAUGAAAAGAAUUUGUGGAUGCUGCCCCCGCAAAAUGCUUAUAUGUUGCCUGAACCUGAGCCCGAAGAAGUGGAAGAGACGAAAAAUGACAAUGAAAAUGAAAAUUUGAUGUAGAUAAAAAAUUCUAGUGAUAAUGUUGAGCGCUCAAAAGUUUUGGAUCAAGCCGUUUUUGAAGAAAUUUGUAAUGAAACAUUAGAAUCUCUCUCUGAAUACUUCGAGGAGUUAGUGGAACAGGCACCUAAUCUAAAA